This is a messenger RNA of Penicillium crustosum, 363 nucleotides long. RefSeq lists its product as uncharacterized. The record is from RefSeq and is a predicted model, not a curated record. The coding region runs from base 1 to 363 and encodes 120 amino acids. The transcript has a single exon. Lineage: Eukaryota; Fungi; Ascomycota; Eurotiomycetes; Eurotiales; Aspergillaceae.
AUGGAGCCAGAAGCGUCGCAGCCCAUGCAUAUACGGUUUCCCGUUUAUCCUCUUGGUUUCCUAAUGAACCACUCACCUGGUUCACCUCCCUUUGAUCUCUUCGUCGGUAACCGUGGUGUUGUUCGUGCUCACGCUCACGGGCACAAUGGCCCCGGAACCUCCCCCUCUGGCAUGAAGUUGACUGUCCUAUCUGCGGAGGGAUCUUGGCAAGUCCAAAUGGUCACCCCACAGACGUCUGCCAUAUCCAUGUCCCCAUCAUCGUAUGGAGUGGAAUGCUCUUCCGUGUCAAAGAAUAUCUCACGAUCGGUUGUUGUAGAUGUCAGGUCAAUGACCUCUGACUCAGGCAAAAAUGCAAAAGUAUGA